Nanorana parkeri is the source of this 716-nucleotide messenger RNA. RefSeq names its product transmembrane protein 140 (gene TMEM140). Lineage: Eukaryota; Metazoa; Chordata; Amphibia; Anura; Dicroglossidae. Bases 18 to 716 code for a protein of 232 amino acids. The transcript has 2 exons. The record is from RefSeq and is a predicted model, not a curated record.
CUUUCUUUGGAAGAAAGAUGUUUUUGAGCCACCGUUGUUUGGGUUACAUGACCAUCCUCCUGCAGUGUCUCAUCUGUUCCCUUCUCGUUUAUGCCCUAAUUAUUGGAAGUGGUGACAUGGUUGUCAGUGGUUGUCAGAAAAUCGGCUUUUAUAAUUACUGCUUGUACAACAAAACUAUUGAGGACUGUCAAUGUAUUACCCAAAUCGAGGAUCUGAGUUUGACCGGAAGAACCAAUCAAAAUGGAUUAGUCUUGGCCAUCAUCUUGACCUACUCUUCGUUGAUCAUCGUCAUCAUGGGGAUCUUGACAAUUACUUUUGCUCAGUGUUUCGACGAAAGAAUCCUCUGGACAUUUGCCUUGGGACUCAAUUGGCUUUGCCUGAUUGGACUAAGCCUCGGGAUGGCCAUUUAUGUCUCCCUAACUUGGGAUGUGUUUGAUAUUUCCCAAGUGACCCCUGGCUUCCUGGCGGUGAUGGCAGCAUUAUGUGGCCUGUCUGUACUCUGUUGUAUCAUAAAGCGCAGCGCCAACCUCGCCAGUGAGAUGUCAGAAAUUGGAGUCCCAAUAGAGUACUCAGAUGGGUGCUGGAAUGAGCUGCGGAUGGCGCUGCACAUAUCCAAACGUGAAGAAGGUAGUCACCUGCACACCAAGGGCCAAUAUAUGGAUACGUCUUUAUGUAAUGUCAGAUAUACAUGGUAUGACAUGUAUAUGUACAUGUGA